Molecule: messenger RNA, 1530 nt
Organism: Lipotes vexillifer (Yangtze River dolphin)
Lineage: Eukaryota; Metazoa; Chordata; Mammalia; Artiodactyla; Lipotidae
Product: zinc finger protein 17-like
Exons: 4
Coding region: 1-1530 (509 amino acids)
Biological process (GO): regulation of transcription by RNA polymerase II
Molecular function (GO): DNA-binding transcription factor activity; RNA polymerase II cis-regulatory region sequence-specific DNA binding
Source: RefSeq, a predicted model, not a curated record
AUGUCAACCAACGCGGUGGAGGACCCGGCCCAGGUUCCCAUGGUAGCAGCAGCAUUUAUGGUCCCUGGACAGGGCCAUGUGAUCUUUGAGGAUGUGGCUGUGUCCUUCUCCCAGGAGGAGUGGGGUCUCCUUAACAAUGCUCAGAGACUCCUGUACUGUGACGUGAUGCUGGAGAACCUGUCACUUAUAGCCUCCCUGGGUUGUUGGCAUGGAGUAGAAGCUGAGGAGGCCAUUUCUGAACAAUGUGUUUCUGUGGAACAAGUGACGGAAGACAGGAAUCCAAAGCUGGAGCCAUCUAUCCUGAAGCCUCUGACUUCUGAUACGAGUGUCCUGGCGGAGAAAGAUGUUUUGUACUUGGCUGACAAUAUGUUCACAUGCGGAGAGGUUGAGAAGGCUUUCCUAGGCAGCUUGGGCUUUCCCCAGCACCAGCCUUCCCACAAUGGCGAGCAUCCACGUAGAAGCAGUCAGAGCAGGGAGGUCUCUCACCCUGGGCAAGGGCAUCACAAGUGCAGCGAAUGUGGCAAAGCCUUCAGUAAAAAGUUUAAAUUCACGGAGCACCUGAGAGUUCACACUGGAGAAAAACCUUAUGAGUGCAGUGACUGCAGGAAGUUCUUUAGACACAGCUCCAGUCUUAUUCAUCAUCGGAAAAUUCACACAGGAGAAAGGCCUUAUGAAUGCUGUAAUUGUGGGAAAGUCUUUGCCCACAAAUAUAAACUUUUUGAGCACCAGAGAAUCCACACUGGAAAAAGACCAUAUGAGUGUAAUGAAUGUGGGAAAGCCUUCCUUCGCAAGGAUUCGCUUGUUCAGCACCAAAAAAUCCACACUGGAGAAAAUCCUCAUAAGUGCAGUGAAUGUGGAAAGUGCUUCCUGUACAAAAAUAACCUUCUUGUGCACCAGAGGAUCCACAGUGGAGAAAGGCCUUAUGGGUGUAGCAAAUGUGGAAAGUCCUUUGUCUUCCAAAAAAGGCUUCUUUAUCACCAGCGAAUCCACACUGGAGAAAGGCCUUACAUGUGCAGUGAAUGUGGGAAAGCCUAUGUCUACAAAGGAAGUCUUAUUGUGCAUAAGAGAAUUCACACUUUAGAGAAGGCUUAUGGGUGUAACAAAUGUGGGCAAUUCUUUACAAGCAGUUUUGCCCUCAAUAGACAUGAGAAUGUUCACACUGCACGAAGGUGUUAUGAGUGCAGCAAAUGUGGGAAAGCUCUCAAUGGCAAAGUCAAACUUGCUGAGCACCAGAGAAUCCAUACUGGAGAAAGACCCUAUAAGUGUAAUGAAUGUGAGAAAGCCUUCAUGCGCAAGUAUACACUUGUUCAGCACCAAAAAGCCCACACUGGAGUAAAGCCUUUUAAAUGCAGUGAAUGUGGGAAGCCCUUCACUUACAAAACAAGUCUUGUUGUCCACCAGAGAAUCCACACUGGAGAAAGGCCUUAUAUGUGCAGUGAGUGUGGGGAAGUCUUUGUCUACAGAAGAAGUCUUCUUGUCCAUCAGAGAAUCCACACUAGAGAAAAGCCUUAUGAAUGUAGUUCUUUGUAA